GCUAACGUUACGCUUUAAGGCUGUAUGUCGUAUCAAACGUUAGCUAGCUCACACAUAACAACUCCACUCAAAUGUCCUAACCAGAGGUGACGUAUUGCUCUUACGUCAUUGCACACGGUUCUGGGUGAUUAGGUUGAACAACACGUCACCCAGCAGCGUUGCCUGUUAGAGAUGUCAGGACGUGUGUGCACCAGCAUCCUGCAAAGAGCCUCAAGCUACACAUUGACACUCUCCAGCCCCACUGCCCCUUUCCAGUACACCCACUCUGUAGCAUCCCCGUGUUCUCAGCCUCGACCAGCCCACCAAUGUAACUACUCAUCCUGGGGUUCCUGCAGAUCGGACAGGUUGUGUCUCACUGGUGAGGAGACUGGGAAUUGGCCUCAUGGUAGGCGGCCCCUCUCCACUCGUCAGGACCUAGACUUCCAGCUCAGCAGGGUUCAAAUCAACAGCAUUCUGCGAUCUAAUGAGCAGAUUGUGAGUGUGCCAGAGUUUGAUGGCAGGGGACUCAGUGCUGUCAGAAAGUUUGAGAGCAACCAGCUGGCUGCUAACACACCCAAUGAAGACCGUCGCAGUGCAGCCACCUGCUUACAGUCUAAGGGCAUGCUCUUUGGAGUGUUUGACGGCCAUGGGGGCUGGGCGUGUGCCCAGGCUGUCAGUGAGCGUCUGCUGUACUACGCUGCAGUUGCAAUGAUGUCAAAGCAGAGCCUGGAGGAGCUGGAGAACGGCAUGGAGCAUGGCAGAGCUGUUCCUCCCAUCUUGCAGUGGUACAAACACCAUGCAGACUUCAACUAUCGUGAAUCUGCUUCCCUCUACAUUGACCACCUCAGAGUCUUCUGGCAAGAAUUACUGGACAGUGAGGAGCAUGGUGAAGGCAUGAGUCCUCUGGAUGCCCUGGAGUGUUCUUUUAAACGACUCGACGCUGACAUCUCGUUGGAGGCUCAAGUCCCUCUUUGCAAUGACCUGAUGAAAAGCACAGCCAUCCAGGUUGCGUUUGCAGGAUCCACUGCCUGUGUGGCUCACGUCGGGACAGACAGGAUCCACGUGGCGAAUGCCGGAGACUGCCGAGCAGUAUUGGGGGUCCUGGAGGAGGAUGGAUCUUGGAGCGCUUUGCCCCUUUCCCAGGACCACAACACACAGAACCAGGCUGAGGUGGAGCAGAUCAAGAGCAAGCAUCCGCCCUCAGAGAGAGAUACAGUGGUCACAGAUGACAGACUGCUUGGGAUUUUGAUGCCACUGCGUGCGUUUGGUGACGUAAGAUUCAAGUGGAGCCUUGAGUUGCAGCAGAGCAUUUUAGCCAGCCUGGAAUCUGGAGUGGACCUGGACUCUCUCAACCUGUACCAGUACACUCCACCUAACUACCUAACUCCACCCUAUCUGGAUGUGGCACCGGAGAUAACCCAUCACAAGCUGAGACCUCAGGACCGUUUCCUGAUCCUCGGCACUGACGGGCUGUGGGAUGAACUAGGGAACGAGGAGGCUGUGCGACUCGUUGGAGAGCACCUGAGUGGGAUUCACCUUCAGGCUCCUGUUUCUCCAUCUGAGAGGCAAAUGAAAUUGGGUCAGAUGCAUGAGCUCUUGCUAAAACGCCAGGCCCGUGCCUCCCCCGCUUUAGACACCAACGCAGCUACACACCUCAUCAGACAUGCUCUCGGCACUGGGGAGUACGGAGAACUGAGCCAGGAGAGACUGGCCACUAUGCUCGCCUUGCCAGAGGACCUAGCUAGAAUGUACAGGGAUGAUAUCACAGCUACUGUGGUGUAUCUGAACUCUGACCUGGCCAGACCUCAACACAGCUAGCAAAAUGUUUUUUUUACAAUGCUGGACAAAGAUUUAAAAAAUGUGUAGUCAACAAUUUCUCCAGGCUCAUAUCUUCUUUAUAUUUUUUGGACAAAAAAGGAUGAUCAUUACAACCUGUUACAUACAUUGGUUUAUAAAUAUUUUUUAUUGAAAGGGCAGUUUUCAGUGUUGUGUUAUUAUGUACAAGCACACAAUACAAGUAAAGAUUCACUAGUCUAUAGACUAAAGGUUACAUUCCGAAUUGUAGCAUUUAUCAAGUUAAGAUACCGAUUUUAUGGCAAAAAUAAUUUGAUCCUUCAGUGUAUUUAUGAUGGACAUUUUAUAUACAUCACCUGAGUUCGAUGUUAAAAAAAAAUGGAAAAGUUUGCAGUUACAAUUCUACAGAAUAAAGCACUCACUCACUUUGUUCCCUUUUUGAAUGUUUGUUUACUUUUUCUUGCACUUUGCUUUAGACAAUCUUAUCUGUGAAGGUUUUUUUUUUUUUUUUUACUUGGGAUUAACCUAUAUGUGAACUGUUUGUUUUGUUAUUUAUUUUGUGUUCUGUGUCUUUUUAUUUAUUUUAUUGUUUUAUAUUAUUUGGUCAAU
Anoplopoma fimbria (sablefish) is the source of this 2382-nucleotide messenger RNA. RefSeq names its product putative pyruvate dehydrogenase phosphatase isoenzyme 2 (gene pdp2). Bases 172 to 1797 code for a protein of 541 amino acids. NCBI's taxonomy places the organism in Eukaryota, Metazoa, Chordata, Actinopteri, Perciformes, Anoplopomatidae. The record is from RefSeq and is a predicted model, not a curated record. Gene Ontology annotation, biological process: protein dephosphorylation. Gene Ontology annotation, molecular function: cation binding; protein serine/threonine phosphatase activity. The transcript is spliced from 9 exons.